Messenger RNA from Cinara cedri, 285 nucleotides. NCBI's taxonomy places the organism in Eukaryota, Metazoa, Arthropoda, Insecta, Hemiptera, Aphididae. The record is from the annotation of a GenBank genome assembly.
AUGAAUUUUAAAGAUUAUGGAAUAACGGUUAAAGCAAAUGAACUAUGUUGUACUUACAAAUCAGAUUUAGAAAAAAAUGAAUUUAUAAAUGGACUUUUAUAUUUUCGUUCUCGUCAAAUUAAAUUUCAUCGAAAAGAAGAUUACACCAUUCCUACUGCUGCAAUAUAUGAUCGUAAUAUGAAAGAUAUUUAUCCAAACAUUGAAAUUACUCUUCAAAUAUUCGCCUCAACACCAGUUGGCAACUGUACUGCCGAACAAUCGUUUUCGGUCUUAAAAAAAAAUUGA